Molecule: messenger RNA, 2300 nt
Organism: Coccidioides immitis RS
Lineage: Eukaryota; Fungi; Ascomycota; Eurotiomycetes; Onygenales; Onygenaceae
Exons: 2
Coding region: 525-2186 (553 amino acids)
Biological process (GO): transmembrane transport
Molecular function (GO): transmembrane transporter activity
Source: RefSeq, a predicted model, not a curated record
UGAAAGGCUCGACUAGGCCUUACCCCCAUUCAUUGCCACAUGAGAGCCAUGGACACCCCCUUAAGGUGCAACCAUAUCUUCCCGGCAAAAGGUGUGACUGCCGACUACGAAACACAGCAAUCUUCUAAUGUGGCCGGUUCCUACAGGAACUCGUCCUCAUGGCACGAUAUCCUGGAAUAUCCUGACACUUGCGACAGCCACCGUCGGUAUUACAGCUUUCUUCAACGGACCCCUUCGUACAAGCCCCCUGUGGAUCAAACAGUGUAACUCUGUUUGGACAAUGUCUCUGUAUAGCCUUAACUAUGCAUGUGGAUUCUAGACACGGCGCAUUUUCUCCUUUGAAAUGUUGUAGGCGUAAUCCAUACGGGGAUUUUGCCAUGGAUACCUGCGCCACGACUUUGCAUUAGAUUUUGAUCUUUCAUUUUCCCUAUUAACAAGAUGGUCCAAGUCUCAAAACUAAAAGGAAAACAUAGAUACCCCUUUUAGGACAUGAUCUCGUUGAUUGCCCAUAACUGGUUGCAAAGAUGUCCAAACCGCUUCCGCCAGUACCUACCUUGAAGGUAUCUGAACGAUUUUCGGAUGAAAUUCAGAUACUGCCUCCGUCCUCGCAGUUUGACAUCGAAGAACCCCCAGACCCCACGAAGAGAUCGAAGAAAGGAUGGCCUUUCAGACUCGCCUUCUUCGCUCUAGCGACUGUGGCAUUUGCCAGUGCCCUCGACGCGACCAGUCUCUCGGUUGCUCUUCCGAUCAUUGCAAAGGAACUUGGGGGAACAACACUUGAAUCAUUCUGCGCUGGGGUUUCGUUCCUCUUAACUUCGAUUCUAUUUCAGCCGGUUCACACUGCGUUGUCGGAUAUUUUUGGCCGCAAGCAAAUUUUAUAUUGCUGCAUUGUUCUGUUUGGCGUUGGCUCGCUCAUCAUCGGCUUUUCCAGGGACAUGAAGACGUUGAUUGCAGGCCGUGCUGUCCAAGGCGUUGGUGGAGGCGGAUUAGAAGCCCUUUCGGAAAUAAUUCUCACUGAUAUCACCACGCUCGCAGAACGUCCGCUCUAUCUGGGUAUCUUGAGCUUUGUUUGGGCUGCCGGUUCAGCGUUUGGUCCGUUGAUUGGCGGUAUGUUCGCAGAGCUUGUUUCCUGGCGCUGGAUUGCCUGGAUCAACUUGCCAAUCCUAAUUUUCCCUGUUGUGCUGGUACCACUAUUUCUGCGCUUAAAGACAAUCCCGGAAUCGCUGAGAACUAAAUUCGCCAAAGUCGACUGGAUUGGAAUAGCCUUGUUUAUCCCCGGCCUCACGCUCUUUGCUCUGGCUAUUACGUGGGCUGGGAGCUUGUACCGGUGGACUUCUGCCGGUACGGUUGUGCCGCUAGUAUUUGGGAUACUGCUAUUGAUUGCGUUCGGGGUGUACGAAGGGUAUUCGAAAACGCCUCUGCUUCCUUACUGGCUUUUUACGGUCCCCACUCGCUGGGGUGCAUUGCUCGGAGCAUUCCUACACGGGCUCGUUCUUUACACGGUUGUGUUCUAUGUUCCAAUAUACUUCGAAGGUUCUCUCGGGCUAGAACCCAUAUCUGGUGCCAUCACUGCGUUACCCCUUUCUGUGGGCGUCUCAAUUAGCGCGGUCGCUACAGCAUUCGCAAUUGAAUACAUUCGCCGAUACACAUGGGCAGCUUGGUCCGGAUGGCUCCUUUCGACGGUGGGAAUGGGGCUGUUUAUUUUAUAUGAUUCACACACUUCGGUUCCGGAUCGGGUGGGUCUGCAAGUUGUUGCUGCUCUUGGAUUAGGGAUCCUUUUCCCAGGACUUGGGAUUCCCGUCCAGGCUGCGAGCGAUGAAUUACAGGCAGGGAUUGCUAUGGGGACAUUUGUUUUUGCUCGUCAGCUGGGCGCCGUCAUAGGUGUUGCGCUAGGCUCGGGUAUCUUUGCGAAUAAGUUUGCUGCCGAGAUCAAGAACGUCAACCUACCGGGGCCGCUAAAAGGCCUGGCAGAUGGAUAUGCGGCUAUAAGCAUGAUCCCAACCCUGAAGACUUUAGACCUACCUAGAGUUGAGAAGUUGGUUAUCCUUGACGUGUACACCGAUGCAACAAGAACCGUAUGGAUCACCAUGACUGUCAUCUCUGGAAUUGGGCUGCUCACUUGCUUCGCCAUCCGUGAGUUGACUUUGGAGAGGACGGAGACCGGUAGACAGGCUUUUGAAGGCUGAUGUGUUGGGAGUCUGAUUUCAUUCCUUUUUUUUUUCUUUUCUUUUCCGCAAUAUUCAAUGCCGAACUUCGAUACGGCCUAGAAUAAUAGAUGUGAGACCCAUUUUUUUACAUGA